AUGGACCGCCCUGGCUUCAUCGAGACCCCCGGCGGCCGUCGUGUCACCCGCAACAGCUCCGUCGUGGACGGCAGCGAGAACGAGAGCGCCAAUUCCUCCUCCGAGCAAGCCAAGUCAUCCACCCGCCGUCGCGUGUCUGGAAAGGUCAAGGCUGAAGACGAAGGGGACGAUGCGCCGGUGAAGACCAAGGUCAAUGGCAAGACUGCGACCUCCAAGUCGCAAUCCAAGUCGCGCAUGGUGGAUGGGUGGGAACCCGGUCUGGAUCCCAAGGUUGACUACAGCGGCCACUACGAGUUUGGUGGCUCGUGCGGUGUGCUCGCUAUGAUGAUCGGGUUCCCCAUUCUCAUGUACUACAUGUGGAUUGGAGCCACGUACUAUAAUGGCAAGUUCCCUCGCCCUGCGGAGGGCGAGAGCUACGGCGACUUUCUCGCACACUUGGUGGACUUGGUCUACACUGGCGCAUACCCUUCGCUGAAGGCUUGGACUAUCUAUUGGGCUUUCUUCAUCUUCGAGGGUGCUUGCUACGUCCUGCUUCCCGGUGUGAGCGUGUCGGGUCGCCCCCUGCCGCACAUGAAUGGCAAGCAGUUGCCAUACUACUGCUCUGCUGUGUGGUCUUUCUACACCAGCAUUAUUUUGGCUCUUGUUGCACACUUUACUGGACUUUUCAAGCUGUACACCAUCAUUGACGAGUUCGGUCCCUUGCUCAGUGUGGCUAUCAUCUCGGGAUUCAUCGUCUCGUUCGUCGCCUACUUCUCUGCGUUGGCGCGCGGUGCCCAGCACCGCAUGACCGGCUACCCCAUCUAUGACUUCUUCAUGGGUGCUGAGCUGAACCCUCGCAUGUUCAACAUCCUGGACUUCAAGAUGUUCUUCGAGGUUCGUCUUCCUUGGUACAUUCUGCUGUUCCUGUCCAUGGGCGCCGCUGCUCGUCAGUGGGAAGUGUAUGGAUACGUGUCGGGAGAAGUCAUGUUCUUGGUUAUGGCCCACUUUCUGUACGCCAAUGCCUGCUCCAAGGGUGAGGAGUGCAUUGUGUCGACCUGGGAUAUGUACUAUGAGAAGUGGGGCUUCAUGUUGAUUUUCUGGAACUUGGCCGGUGUGCCUCUCAGCUACUGCCACUGCACCAUCUACCUGGCCAACCACGACCCCGCUGAAUACCGCUGGAACCGUGUCUUCCUUGCCUUCCUUUACAUCGCCUACCUGUUUGUCUACUGGGUGUGGGAUACCACCAACAGCCAAAAGAACCGUUUCCGCCAACAGGAGCGUGGCACCAUGGUUGCCCGCAACACCUUCCCCCAGCUACCAUGGCAGACCGUGCAGAACCCCAAGACUCUUACUACCCCCGAUGGCUCCAAGAUUCUUGUUGACGGAUGGUACGGCAAGGCGCGCAAGAUCCACUACUCGUGUGAUCUGUACUUCGCCCUGAACUGGGGCUUGAUCACCGGCUUCUCCAGCCCGUUCCCUUGGUUCUACCCGCUCUUCUUCGCCUGUAUGAUCAGCCACCGCGCUCUUCGUGAUAUCCAGCGCUGUCGCACCAAGUACGGUGAGACUUGGCUCGAGUAUGAGCGCCAGGUGCCUUACCUGUUCAUUCCUAUGCUGAUCCAAGAAUCUUACCACGAUGUGCCUACCACGGCGGAUGGCCAGGGGACCAUGCGCAUCUAUGUCUUCCACCCGACUAUUCCAGGCUACCCGAAUGCCCGCUUCCCAGGAGUGGUUGUAUUCAGUGAGAUCUACCAAGUAACCGGUCCCGUCGCACGUUUCGCCCGUCAAAUCGCCGGCCAGGGCUACAUCUGCGCGGCCCCGUCGAGCUACCAUGAAUUCACGGGCCCCGAGCCGCUCAAGUAUGACGCCGAGGAUACCGACAAGGGCAACGCCUGGAAGAUCGGCAAGAAAUUGGCCGCCUACGACGAAGACGCCAGUCUGAGCGUUGACUACCUUCUGUCGCUACCGACCUGUAAUGGCCGCGUCGGUGCUACCGGUAUGUGCCUCGGUGGCCAUCUAGCCUAUCGCUGUGCCCUGGAUGCCCGGGUCAAGGCCAGUGUGUGUUACUUUGCCACGGAUAUCCACAGCAAGACCCUCGCCCUGGGUAAGAAUGACGACAGUCUCGCGAGAGCGGGGGACAUCAAGGGCGAGAUGUUGAUGAUUUUCGGGAAAAAUGACAACCACGUUCCGCCCGAGGGGCGCGAUCUCAUUCGCAAGACCCUGCAUGAGAAGGGGGUCUUGUUUGGUUUCUACGAGGCUGCGUGGGCACAGCGUGAGUUCAUCCCUCCCGGUGGGUUGCGAUGGUCGCUGACGAGAAUAGAUGCCUUUAUUCGCGACGAACUCAGUAAGGGUCGCUAUGAUCCGGCUAUCACCAAGGUUUGUUUUGAGAUGUUGCUCGAGCUGUUUGGUCGCACGCUCAAGUUGGACCUGGGGGAGCAUGACGGUCAAAAGCAAGUGAUUGAGGAUGUCUGUUAA
Penicillium olsonii is the source of this 2451-nucleotide messenger RNA. The record is from the annotation of a GenBank genome assembly. Lineage: Eukaryota; Fungi; Ascomycota; Eurotiomycetes; Eurotiales; Aspergillaceae.